Eutrema salsugineum is the source of this 2381-nucleotide messenger RNA. Its product is annotated as scarecrow-like protein 22. Gene Ontology annotation, cellular component: nucleus. The transcript has a single exon. Lineage: Eukaryota; Viridiplantae; Streptophyta; Magnoliopsida; Brassicales; Brassicaceae. Gene Ontology annotation, biological process: regulation of DNA-templated transcription. Gene Ontology annotation, molecular function: DNA-binding transcription factor activity; sequence-specific DNA binding. Bases 319 to 2223 code for a protein of 634 amino acids. The record is from RefSeq and is a predicted model, not a curated record.
CAAGGCACCACACACACACAGGAAAAACAGAAUCCUUUUCCAAAAGAAAAAAUAAAAUCAACCUAGAGAGAGAGAGCAUUGAUGAAGAUCAUCACUUUGGUAUGUUAUUGCAAGCAUUUAGAGGGAAGACACGAAAGGAAAGAGAAAUAAAGAUUAUUAUUAUCACUGAGAGAAGAAAGAAAAUGUGGGCGCCAAUUUCAACUUCAAGCUUUCAUCUUCGUCUUCCUCUUCUCUUCUAAGAUCUAGGGUUUUCCUGGGUUUGUUUGUUUUUACUCGACCUGUCUCUCUCCCUCUCUCUCUCUUAAUUCUGGAUUGGUCAUGCCCCUACCCUUUGAGGGAUUUCAAGGGAAGGGGGUUCUGGGUUUCUUAGAUUCUUCUCCGGAAUACAAAAUCUGGACGAAUCGAGAGAAAAUCCAUGGACGACGAGAAGAUCUCUGUUAUGUUGUCGGUGUCAACAAUGGUGGUUUCCCGGAGCCGACCUCUGUUUUAGACUCUAUUAGAAGUCCAAGUCCUUUCGUCUCUUCCUCAACUACCACGCUGUCUUCCUCUCACGGUGGUCCCAGCGGCGGCGCUGCUGGUUCCUUUUCCGGCACCGAUGGGAAAUGCGAUCAAUUGGGUUUCGAGGAUCUCGACGGAGUUCUCUCUGGCUCGCCGGGACAAGAACAGAGUAUUCUUAGACUAAUCAUGGCCGGCGAUGUAGUGGAUCCAGGUUCUGAGUUCGUGGGGUUCAACCCGGCUUCUGGAUCCGACCCGGUAAUUGAUAAUCCGAACCCACUGUUUGGCUAUGGCUUUCCUUUCCACGAGCCAACACUACCAGGAGAAGAAGAAAAGUUUCAGAUUACGACGAACCCAGAAACUCCGAUACACCCAAAUCCGGGUUUUUUCUCCGUCGGGUCAUCUCCUCCUGCAAAACGGCUCAAUUCGAGUCAACCCGGUUCUCUACUAUCCGAUUCUCAUCACCACCACCACCAGUGGGUUUUCCCGUUCUCGGAUCCGGGUCAUGGAUCUCACGACCCGUUUCUCACGCCGCCAAAAGUUGCUGGAACCGAAGACGAAGACGAGCAUGCCCAGUCGUCGACGGUAAUCAUCGACCAGCUAUUCAACGCGACGGCGGAGCUAAUCGGAACCAAAAACGGCGGAGAUAGCAAUCCCGUUCUCGCGCAAGGGAUAUUGGCGCGGCUCAAUCACAACCUUAACAACAACAACAACACUAACAACAAUCCUAAACCUCCGUUUCACAGAGCGGCUUUGUAUAUAACCGAAGCUCUCCAGUCUCUGCUUCAAGACUCACCACCGUCUCUCUCAUCCCCUCAAACCCUAAUCCUUCGAAUCGCUGCUUACAGAGCCUUCUCAGAAACGUCACCGUUUCUCCAAUUCGUCAACUUCACAGCAAGCCAGACGAUUCUCGAGUCCUUGGAAGGGUUUGAUCGGAUCCACAUUGUCGAUUUUGACAUCGGUUACGGAGGUCAAUGGUCGUCUCUGAUUCAAGAGCUCGCCGGAAAAAGAAAUAGAUCAUCAUCAGCUCCGUCGUUAAAGAUUACAGCUUUCGCGUCUCCUUCAACUGUCUCCGACGAAUUCGAGCUCAGAUUCACGGAAGAAAAUCUCAGAAACUUCGCAGCAGAAACUGAAGUUUCCUUCGAAAUCGAGCUAUUGAAUAUGGAGACUCUGUUGAAUCCAACCUGUUGGCCUCUCUCUCUACUCCGAUCAUCGGAUAAAGAAGCAAUCGCUGUGAAUCUUCCAAUUAGCUCCGUCGUCUCCGGUUACCUUCCGUUGAUCCUUCGUUUCCUGAAACAAAUCUCUCCAAACGUCGUCGUUUGCUCGGACAGAAGCUGCGACCGCAACAACGACGCGCCGUUUCCUAACGGUGUGAUCCACGCGCUGCAGUACUACACAUCUCUGCUCGAGUCUCUCGACGCUUCCGGGAAUCAGAAUGAUGAGGAAGCUGCCACGAGUAUCGAGAGGUUUUGUGUGCAACCGUCGAUAAAGAGAUUGCUGGAAAAUCGUUACCGUUGGAUGGAGAGAUCGCCGCCGUGGAGAGGCUUGUUUGGGCAAUGUGGGUUUUCUCCGGUGACGCUGAGUCAGUCGGCGGAGACACAGGCGGAGUAUUUGCUGCAGAGGAAUCCGUUGAGAGGAUUUCAUUUGGAGAAGAGACACUCGUCUUCUUCACUUGUCUUGUGUUGGCAGAGGAAAGAACUUGUUGCUGUCUCAGCAUGGAAAUGUUGAGGAGUAAAAUUGAAGAAAAUAUGUCAGCUCCUCCACUUUAUUUUGUCUUUUUUUUAGUACCUUUUAAAUUUGGAUUAUAUGAUGUUUUAACUUGUUCUUAGUCUUUGAUUGUGAUGUUAACCAAUCAAAUGAUAUAUAUAAUUAUCCUUUUGUUAGUC